AUGGCUACUUAUGGAAGGAAAAACCAUCGGAAACGAAACCGAAUAUCUUUGGAAUUUUCAAGUGAUAUUGAACAAGAACAAGACACCCCAAUAAUACAAGAUCAUCAACAGAAGAUAUUAGACAACAAAUCUUCUAAAAAGCCAAAAGAAUCUAAUACAAACAACCAGGAUUCUAGAUCUCCUAAAAGGUACUGCAGGGUUGUUAAUUCGACACACAAUGCUCAGAUCAACGCAUCACUACCUGUUGGAAGCAUACGAGUAAAGAAUACAAUCAGUUCACCACCGCUGACGCGUUCUGGCCCUGCGGCAGAAGCAAAUAGUCAGUCAAACACUACUCCGACUACCACCAAAGGCCGAAACACGUGGGGCUUAUUAUUUGAUGGUAUAGAAGAUGAAGAACCGCGUCGACCGGCAGUAUGGUCCUCAGCUGAUACCAAAUCACAAGAAAACCAAAAGAAAUCAAAUAGAGACUAUGGGAUAUCGACCCUGAAGAGAGACCCAUUGAAAGCUAAAAAAUCAAAAACAAUAAAGAAAACCAAAAUAAGGGACAAGAAAAGUGUUUGGAAUGAAUUAUUUGAUUCCAUUGAAGAACCCCAACCCCCUCCAUUAAUUAUAUCUUCGUGGGAUGAUGUUAAAAUAAUACCCAAAGCUAAAUUAAGUAACGAAACACUGGAAUUAGAAACGAGUGCACUCGAGAUUGAAUUAGAAUUUAAAUCAUUAUUUGAGAAUCAGACAACCAAUGAAGCCAUUCCUACAAAUAAUUCGGAGAGUUUUAACCCGAUGAAAAAUCAACCCGAUAGUAGUGAAUGCAAUGGCAGAACAUAUGGCCAAUAUAGGACGUUGUUAUUAUCCGAUAAUGAAGCCCAAAUAAAAGACGAAAAUGAAGAUAUUAAGAAAGAAUUUCUGACUAAGAUCAGUGACGAACUUGAUUUCAAUCUUGACUCAGUAGUUAAUAUAAAUGAUAUGAGAGUGUCAGGGAAAUUAGCCCAAGACAAUGAUGAAGUCGACUAUAUUAUUGAAGGAUUGGGCAUGAAAUUGUCGUCUCAUCAAACGGUAGUAAUUUCAACUUUACUAGAACUUGCCAUUCUAAUCAUUGACAAUUCAAACAAGCUUGUAUCAUUUUUAGAUAGAAUAUGUUCUCGACUUCAAAACAUACUUAGGGAAUCCAAUUCCAAAGAAACAAAACUUGUCUGCAUAAAUAUUUGUUUACUUUAUGAGAGAUUUGGUAGUAAUAUUAAGGUUUUGGAACUGUUUAAGAGUCUACGAGGAGAGAUUUUGACAGGCUUGGCCAUUGAUAUCGAUCUCAGUGAAUUUCUGAGAGUUAAUCGAAGUAUGGUCCAAAAACUACUUUCCUUUCACGAAUCAUAUGUUUUGACUUAUUUGGAAAUAUUAAAGAGUUAUGAUUUAAUUGAUUGGAAUGUGUGUCUUUCAAUAUUAGACUUAGUGAAUACAGGGAUGCAAGAAAGUGGAUUAGUUGAGUACAUAGAGGAAUAUUUCCAACAUUCUAAACCCAUUCAAAUAGAAAUUAACCGUUUUCAUAAACUUUUCCAGUCUACUUUUCUAAGAAUAGAAAAUGAUGAUAUUACCGAGCAUGAUUUGACUAUAAUAAGAGCUUUGGUUCUUCUAUCUACAAACUACGACAAACAAGCAUUUUGUGAAAUAUAUGAUCCUGGAUGGGUAUCCAGUAUGCUCAAGUAUAUCAAUCAUUCAAGUUGUGAUAAUGAUCUUUCAAAAAAUUUGACUUUGUGUCUAGUCGGGGUGCUUGUCAAUCUAGUUGAAUGGGACUUGCUAGAAUUGAGAGAUUUUACGGUCAUAAGCAAUUGUAUUCAAAGAAUCAAUGAAUUACAAUCGAAGAAUGAUCAAGAAAUAUUCAGACAUAUACUGGGGUACCUUGCUCUUGUCUUGACUCAUUUGAAAAUCAAAUAUGGGGAUCUAAUAGAAAUUCCAUCCUCUUUACUACUUCAACAAGUAAUGAAAUUUAAACAGGAAAUUCAUACACAAAAGGGAUUAAAUGAUAAAGUGAGUGGUUUACUUCAGCUUCUUGGCACUACUUCAUGA
Hemisphaericaspora subhashii is the source of this 2058-nucleotide messenger RNA. RefSeq lists its product as uncharacterized. The coding region runs from base 1 to 2058 and encodes 685 amino acids. The record is from RefSeq and is a predicted model, not a curated record. Lineage: Eukaryota; Fungi; Ascomycota; Pichiomycetes; Serinales; Debaryomycetaceae. The transcript has a single exon.